AAAUACUGAAUGGAGGGGUGUAUGUUGGCCAGAACAAAUUUCUUUGCUUCGCAGACACCAUUCACUGGCAGGAUAUCGUGCGUAACCCCUGGGCUUCCAACUUCACUUUGGUUCCAACAAAUGGCAGCUCCGGAUGUGGUCGAUGCCACAAGUCCUGUACAGGCCGGUGCUGGGGACCCACAGAGCAUCACUGCCAGACCUUAACGAAGACCGUGUGUGCAGAGCAGUGUGAUGGACGGUGCUACGGGCCCUACGUCAGUGACUGCUGCCACCGGGAGUGCGCUGGAGGCUGUUCCGGACCUAAAGACACUGAUUGUUUUGCCUGUAUGAAUUUCAAUGAUAGUGGCGCAUGUGUCACACAGUGCCCCCAGACUUUCGUGUACAAUCCUACCACCUUCCAACUGGAGCAUAAUCACAAUGCCAAGUACACCUAUGGGGCUUUUUGUGUCAAAAAGUGCCCACACAACUUUGUGGUAGAUUCCAGCUCUUGUGUCCGUGCGUGUCCGAGCUCCAAGAUGGAGGUUGAAGAAAAUGGCAUUAAGAUGUGCAAGCCCUGCACUGACAUUUGUCCUAAAGCGUGCGAUGGCAUUGGAACAGGGAGUUUAGUGUCAGCCCAGACGGUGGAUUCCAGCAACAUUGACAAGUUCAUAAACUGUACCAAGAUCAAUGGCAACCUUAUCUUCCUUGUUACUGGGAUUCAUGGGGACCCAUAUCACACAAUUGCCGCAAUCAAUCCAGAGAAAUUAAAUAUCUUCCAAACAGUGAGAGAGAUAACAGGGUAUUUGAACAUACAGUCAUGGCCUGAGAAUAUGACCGAUUUCAGGGUGUUUUCUAACUUGGUUACUAUUGGUGGAAGAGCUCUCUAUAGUGGCCUUUCCUUACUCAUACUCAAGCAACAAGGCAUUACCUCUCUGCAGUUCCAGUCCUUGAAGCAAAUCAGUGCUGGCAACAUCUACAUAACAGACAACAGCAAUUUGUGCUACUACCACACUGUCAACUGGACCAGCCUGUUCAGCACACCCAGUCAAAAGACAGUGAUUCAUCGAAAUAAAAAGGCAGAGAACUGCACUGCGGAUGGGAUGGUGUGUAAUGAGUUAUGCUCAAGCGAUGGCUGUUGGGGGCCAGGGCCAGACCAGUGUCUCUCCUGCAAGCGCUUCAUCAGGGGAAAGACCUGCAUAGACUCUUGUAACCUGUAUGACGGGGAAUUUCGAGAAUUUGCCAAUGGUUCUGUCUGUGUGGAAUGUGAUCCCCAGUGUGAAAAGAUGGAAGAAAACAUGAUCACCUGCUAUGGGCCGGGACCUGACCACUGCACAAAGUGUUUCCAUUUUAAGGAUGGUCCAAAUUGUGUGGAAAAAUGUCCUGAUGGCUUACAGGGGGCCAACAGCUUCAUUUUCAAAUACGCUGAUGAAGAUCGUGAGUGCCAUCCGUGUCAUCCAAACUGCACCCAAGG
This is a messenger RNA of Apaloderma vittatum (bar-tailed trogon), 1450 nucleotides long. Its product is annotated as receptor tyrosine-protein kinase erbB-4-like. The record is from RefSeq and is a predicted model, not a curated record. Gene Ontology annotation, cellular component: basal plasma membrane; signaling receptor complex. Gene Ontology annotation, molecular function: transmembrane receptor protein tyrosine kinase activity; epidermal growth factor receptor binding. The transcript has 12 exons. The annotation marks the transcript as partial. Lineage: Eukaryota; Metazoa; Chordata; Aves; Trogoniformes; Trogonidae. Gene Ontology annotation, biological process: multicellular organism development; cell surface receptor protein tyrosine kinase signaling pathway; positive regulation of kinase activity.